Messenger RNA from Octodon degus (degu), 813 nucleotides. RefSeq names its product sodium voltage-gated channel beta subunit 3 (gene Scn3b). The record is from RefSeq and is a predicted model, not a curated record. Gene Ontology annotation, cellular component: voltage-gated sodium channel complex. The transcript has 7 exons. NCBI's taxonomy places the organism in Eukaryota, Metazoa, Chordata, Mammalia, Rodentia, Octodontidae. Gene Ontology annotation, molecular function: sodium channel regulator activity. Gene Ontology annotation, biological process: ventricular cardiac muscle cell action potential; regulation of heart rate by cardiac conduction; sodium ion transport. The coding region runs from base 78 to 725 and encodes 215 amino acids.
CCGCGCUGACAUUUGGAUCACCUCCCUCGGGAUGUGGUGAGCACGCGAACAGCCCCGGAAGCCACCCGCCCCAAAAGAUGCCGGCCUUCCACAGUUUGUUUCCCCUGGUUUCUCUCGUGCUGAUCUACUGGGUAAGCGUCUGCUUUCCUGUGUGUGUGGAAGUGCCCUCGGAGACAGAGGCCGUCCAGGGCAACUCCAUGAAGCUUCGCUGCAUCUCCUGUAUGAAGAGGGAGGAGGUGGAGGCCACCACCGUGGUGGAGUGGUUCUACAGGCCUGAGGGCGGUAAAGACUUCCUUAUCUUCGAAUACCGCAAUGGUCAUCAGGAGGUGGAGAGUCCCUUCCAGGGACGCCUGCAGUGGAACGGGAGCAAGGACCUGCAGGACGUGUCCAUCACUGUGCUCAAUGUCACUCUGAAUGACUCCGGCCUCUACACCUGCAAUGUGUCCCGGGAGUUCGAGUUUGAGGCGCAUCGGCCCUUUGUGAAGACCACGAGGCUGAUCCCUCUCCGAGUCACUGAGGAGGCCGGAGAAGACUUCACCUCUGUGGUCUCAGAAAUCAUGAUGUACAUUCUCCUAGUCUUCCUCACCUUGUGGCUGCUCAUUGAGAUGAUAUACUGCUACCGAAAGGUCUCCAAGGCUGAAGAGGCAGCCCAGGAAAAUGCAUCUGACUACCUUGCCAUCCCAUCAGAGAACAAGGAGAACUCAGUGGUACCCGUGGAGGAAUGAAGCGCUGUGACUUGAGGUGGCCUGAACACGGAGGGACUGGAUAUCUCAAGGUCAGUGAUGUCAACAGCCUCAGGAGGGUGCCUGUGGC